AUGGAAAAGGAAGCAUCCUCCUCUGAAGGGCCUGACGCCGCCCGAGACGAGAUGGAGCAGGAAAAGAAUGAGCAGCAGCAGCAGCAGCCUCAACAACAAUCCAACCAUGUGUCGCAGACAUCUCCAGCUGAAGCUUCUGCUCCCACGCCUGCUCCUCCUCUGCCGCAGACCCGAAGCCUGCCCCAAUGGCUCGAUCGCUUCAAUCGCAGGGACCUCACCACCACCCUUCGCUGCAUUAUUGCCGUCUGGGUCGCCUCGCUCCUCAUGGUUAUCAAUCCGAGCCUGCGGCGCUUCGGCCAGUCCACCUUUCUCGCCUCCGUCGUCAUCUACAUCAUUCCGCCCGCCGGCAAUCUCAUCGUCGCCAUCGUCGGCUACCUCUCCCUGCUCCUCGGCAUGUGCCUCGCCUGGGCAUGGGGUCUCGCCACCAUGAAGGCCGCCCAGGCCGUCCGCUCCCCGGCCGAGCUCAACGCCCGCCUUCAGGCCCUCCAGCAGCAGGUAGGCGCCACGGCCCAGGCCACGGGAAACAACGACACAGCCGCCAUUGCCACAGUCCUCAUUCACGACGGCUUCAUGCUCGACACCCGCGUCACCGUCGUCUACUUUGUCAUGGGUUGCGUCUUCGUCUACUUCAUCAGCCGCCUGCGCUACACCUUCAACCUGACCGUCCUCACUCAGCUCUUUGGCAUCAUUGCCACCGACAUCUUCCUCGUCAUCGGUCCUACCAUCACCCGCUGGACUCCUCGCCUGCCCGAGGUCGUUGUCCUGCCCGCCGCUUGUGGUUGCGCCAUUGGCAUUGCCUGCGCUCUUUUCAUCUUCCCUCAGUCUACCAGCCAGGUGGCCGUCGGCCAGAUCCAAGACCUGCUCGCCAUGCUCAACUAUCCCAUCCAAACCGGUCGCCAGUUUGUUGCCGGUUCUCUCGACUUGGACACCAAUCUCCUCAAAAGGACAAAGCGACGUGCCAUCACAGCCUACGCCCAGCUUCAGCCAAACAUCGCAUUCCUUCCCCUGGACGUGUCCCGCGGGCAGUGGAGCCCCGAUGAUGUCAAGUCAGUCUACAUCAGGUUCCAGGACGUCUUGGCUGCUACUUUUGCCUUGCUUGACUUUCAGAUCGCCCGUGUCUCCAGCCAAGAUAAGAUUGACAAGCUUCGUGAUAUGGUCAAUCUACCCCAGACUGCCUCGUCCGACGGCAAGGAAGCCAAGCCCCGUGACCCUCGUCGUGCCAAGAUCCUCCAGAACCCCGAUCUGAUCCAUGCUCUCAUCGCUCCCGGAACAAUCGUUGGCUCCGAAGAUAUGCAUGAUGCCUUGCACGGCAGCUCCGAGGCCGUCUUGGAUAUCACCACCGAUGCCAUUAGCCAUCUUGUCGAGGCUUUGAACCUGGUGAAUAUGAACCGUUGGUUCGUCUCCAAGUCUGCUCGUGCCAGAUUCCCUCAAGCCGCUAUUGCCCUCAGACAGAUCGGCACAAAACUAACCCAAGCUCGCGAGGCUUGCAUUGCAGACACUACCAAAGCUGCCAUCGACAUUCAUGGCAAUCUUUUCGACGACAAUGGUCUUAUCAAGACCGAAAUGAAGGACGAAUCAAAGAAGAUUGCGGGCCUCGUUAUUGCCUUUGUUAUUGAAGAACACAUUAUUGUCACAGCGACCGCAUACGAAAAGCUGACGGCAGAAGUCGCCCAGCUCUUGGAGACUCGAACCACCAACCAAGUCUGGGGCCCUUUGAAACGCCUCUUUACGCCCGACCCCCGCCAGGAGACCGGUGCACCGGCCUUGUCUGGCCAGACCGUCACCGACCCUGACAGAAUCCAAAGACAAACUCGAGAAGUCGAGAGACGCAUCAAAGUCGUGUCCAAGGGGCAUGGUAUCCCUAAGAAGCGAGGAAAUCUGAUAGCGAGAGCCGUUGCCGCUGUCUCUGGUUGGCUCACUGCCCCUGGCAGUCUCUAUGCCCUACGUGUUGUCAUCGUCACCAUUGCUACCGGCAUUCCCGCCGUCAUCCCUCAUACGGCCGGCUUCUACUAUCGUGAGAAGGGAAUUUGGACGCUCGUCACAGCACAAACCUGCAUCCUCAUGUACAUGUCUGAUUUCACCUUCUCCAUCAUCACUCGCACUGUGGCAACCGUUUUCGGUGGGAUAGCAGGUCUAGUCAUUUGGUACAUUAGUGCCGGCACCGGCGGCGGUAACCCUUAUGGUCUGGGUGCGGCUUUGCCCUUUGGAAUUGUCCUCUUUGUCUGGGCGAGGCUAUGGCUCCCGCAGGCUUACCUGCAAGGUACAGGACUGGGCGCCUCUACUUUUGCCAUGGUCAUUGGCUAUAGCUGGGACAUGCACCACCUCAGCACGUAUGGCCUGCCUGGCCUCGGCUAUACCACCUUUUGGAGACGCUUGGUGACUGUUCUCAUCGGCUUCGCAGCCGCGCUGAUUGUGCAGAUGCUGCCCAAGCCUCCUUCAGGAACGCGCCACGUCGCAAAGACACUCGCCAACAGCUUGCACAAGAUCAGCGACCACUAUGCCCUGCUCAUUUCUCACUGGGGCAGCGGUUCUGUCGUCGGUGAUGAUUACAGUGGCGUCAGAAAUGUCAUUACCUCAGCUGGCCUUGGUCUCGGGCAGAAACUCUAUGCACUAAAUGACCCCAUUGCCAUGCUCAAGUACGAGACGAGCAUGUCGCCCUUUGACAAGACGAGCCUUCGCAGAGUUCAAGAGCUCCUAAUCUCAAUGAACCAGUCCCUCACAAAGGUGAUGCUGGCCGGUACCACUCUUCCCCCGGAGUACCAGCAGCGUUUGAUCAAGACUUCUGGCAUUGCCGACGACGCCUGCAUCAGCAAAAUCAUGUCCGUUCUUGUCCUUGCGAAGCAGUCGCUGCGUAGCGGAGCUCCCCUGCCAGAACGUCUUCCCACGCCGCUCAUUGCUACGUGCUAUCUCGACUUUGGCGUCAGACAUGGCUUUGUGGAGCUGCGUCGCGAGUACAUGGAGAGCGAAGAUUUUCGCAGCUACUGCGUCGCUUUAUCAGCGUACCUCACAUUCCUUCAUACCGCGGAUGAUCUAGUCCUUUUGCUCAAGGAGACUGUUGGAGAGAGUCAUAUUGUGCAUGACUGGAGCGAGCUCUCAGAGGAAGUCUGA
Beauveria bassiana ARSEF 2860 is the source of this 3108-nucleotide messenger RNA. RefSeq names its product protein (fungal and plant). The record is from RefSeq and is a predicted model, not a curated record. The coding region runs from base 1 to 3108 and encodes 1035 amino acids. Lineage: Eukaryota; Fungi; Ascomycota; Sordariomycetes; Hypocreales; Cordycipitaceae. The transcript has a single exon.